This is a messenger RNA of Zeugodacus cucurbitae (melon fly), 2444 nucleotides long. RefSeq names its product zinc finger protein ZFP2 (gene Clamp). The coding region runs from base 171 to 2102 and encodes 643 amino acids. Gene Ontology annotation, cellular component: nucleus. Gene Ontology annotation, molecular function: RNA polymerase II cis-regulatory region sequence-specific DNA binding; DNA-binding transcription factor activity, RNA polymerase II-specific. The record is from RefSeq and is a predicted model, not a curated record. The transcript has 7 exons. Gene Ontology annotation, biological process: regulation of transcription by RNA polymerase II. NCBI's taxonomy places the organism in Eukaryota, Metazoa, Arthropoda, Insecta, Diptera, Tephritidae.
AAAAUUCAGUCUUGUUUUAGCGGCUGAGCGAGUGUGAACGGCGUGGCAAAUGCGCGAGUAGUGCAAUUUUAUUUCGAAUGUGCGAAGAAGAAAACUAAGAAAACGAGACCAAAUUAAAGAUUUUUUCUUUCAUCCAAUUUAAAUAAGCUUGAAAAGCUUUAUUCGCUCCAAUGAUGGAGGAUAUUACGAAGAAUAUUAUAUUCACUACGAAUGCAAUAGGUGCCAAUGGGCAGCCUACGACUAUACAGUAUCAAACAGCUGACGGCACCAUAUUAAAACAACCGAAAAUAGAAGGACAGAAGGAGCAGCCCACAUUCUAUUACACCACCACAAAUGGCGGUGCAGCAACCACAGUUAACUUGGCACAACUGACCACUGACGACAAUAAAACAUGUUACAUAGCGCAACCAGUUGGUGGUUACAACUACGCACUGGUGAAUGGCAUGCAACUAAAUCAAGGUGGCACAAUCGGUAUAGCCACUUUAGAUGCACAGGGACGCUUGCAGAUUGUCAAUCAAAAUAAACCAAUUGCAGCAUCCUUACAGGCUAUUUCGCCAAUGCCAAAUACCAUCUCAAACAUCAGUUUCAAAUGCGAUGUGUGCGGUUUAAUGUUUUCACAUCUGGCGCUAUUGAACCAUCACAAACGUAUACACACACAAGAUGGCAGUGAUCAACAGCAGGGCCAACCGGAAACAAUAGUGGUGAAUGCACAAGGAUUGGUGCAGACACAAAAUAUAAUCACCGAGAAUGGGCAAAUGGGACAGAUACAGAUUGUGGCAACCGAAUCGCUGGAACCGGCCACAACUGUCUUGCAACAGCAACAACAGCAACAGCAGCAGCAGCAACAACAUACCAACACAGUGGUCACAAAUGUUACACAGAAUACGAGCAAUGAAAUGGCCGUGAACACAACCAACAUUGCCGGCUUAAAAUCCGUUAAGCUCACGCAAUCAAAAUGCGUAACAUGUGGCAAUCAAAUGCUGCAACCUGCCAAACGUAAGGGCCCAAAACUGGUGCGCUGCGAGGAUUGUAUACGCGUAGAUCAAGAGAUGAACGCACCGCAAGGCAUUACGCCCACACAAAUAUUCGUUGCACAAGAUGGUGACAUAAAAUGUGAAUUGAAUGAAUUUGUAACUGGCAGUGCGGAUUCUUCGCCAAUGGACUCGCUCACAGCACAAGGUGGUAUGUUGACGCAUCACCAGCUGCAACCGGUGCAGGUGGUAUCGGCGAGUUCGCCGGAGUCACAGCAUCAACAAAGCAGCCAACAACAACAGAAUAUCGCGCCGAAACAGGAGCAAUCAGGCGGUCAAACGACUGCGGUCGGCAAUCAUCCAGUGAAGAAACGUAAUCAACAGCAAGUGACCAAAUGUCAAAAAUGCAAUGGAUCUGGCGUGGUUUUUGUGGGUUCAGGCACACCGGCGACCAAACAGCAGGCUGUCAAUGUAAAAGCAGAAAAUCCCAAGCCGUUUACUUGCAACAUUUGUGGCGGCACAUUUUCACGUUACUCCAGCCUGUGGUCACACAAGAAGCUGCACAGCGGCGAAAAGAAUUACAAGUGCACCAUUUGUGGACUGGCCUUUGCCAAGGCGGUGUACUUGAAGAACCACGCAAGAAUACACACCGGUGAGAAGCCCUACAAAUGUCAAACAUGUGGCAUGCAAUUUUCGCAAUCGCCACAUCUCAAGAACCACGAACGCACGCACAGCGGCGAACGGCCAUAUGUCUGCGAGGUGUGUGAUAAAGGCUUCGCGCGGCAUGCCACAUUAUGGAAUCACCGGCGCAUACACACCGGCGAAAAGCCUUACAAGUGUGAUAUCUGCGGCUCGGCAUUCUCGCAGGCUGCACAUUUGAAGAAUCACGCCAAAGUGCAUUCGGGCGAAAAACCAUUCCGUUGCGAUAUCUGUUCGGCGGCCUUCGCUGAUCGUUUUGCGCUGAAGCGGCAUAGAGGCAUUCAUCAGAAAUAUGGACAAACUGCACCGCGACAACCAGCGCAAACGCAACAACAACAGUCCAUGUCCACAGAUGAUGUGAUGAUACAUAAACAGGAAAUACCCGAAAUGGAUGAUGACGCACAGCAAGAGGUGAUCAUAUCUGGCUUAUAGACAAAAGCGGCAACAGCAACAGUUGCCACAAAUGCAAUUAUUGCUGCGCAGCGGUAUCAAUUACAUGCGAUCACAACUACUUCCGCUACCACACCGACACCCACAUUGACUGCGACAACGACAGCGCAUACAAAGUUGAUGACGAAUCAACAUCAACAGCAACAACAACAGCCAGCACUACCGAAAAUGCCACAGCAACAACAACAAACAACGAUAACAUUACCAACACAAACGCAACAACAACAACAAAGUGCAGUUGGCGUUACAACAACUGUAACAGCCAAUAUUAAUAGUCAACAACAACACAUAACACAAUUGCAACAACAACACCACCAGCAACAA